CACGUUUAUAAGGCGAGGCAGGUCUGCUCAAGAGCUACAGAGAGCCAAGCUUGGAGAGCUGAGAGGGACUCUUGCUCAACUUGACACAGAAAGCGGAGAAGAGACAAGGCAGAGAUCAUGGGACGGCAGAAGGACCUUCUCUCAGCCAUCGGCUUGAGGCUGCGGAUCAGGAAUAGACUUAUCCGUCAGGCCCUGGCUGAGUGUCUGGGAACCUUAAUCCUGGUGGUGUUUGGUUGUGGUUCAGUGGCCCAGUCUGUACUCAGCGGUGGAAAAAACGGACAGUUCCUGACCAUCAACCUGGCUUUUGGCUUUGCUGUGACUCUUGGAAUUCUGAUCGCUGGACAGAUCUCUGGUGCCCAUUUGAACCCUGCUGUCACCUUCGCCAUGUGCCUUAUGGCCCGGGAACCUUGGCUCAAGCUGCCUAUUUAUUCCUUAGCACAAACCAUCGGGGCAUUCCUGGGAGCGGGUAUCGUCUUCGGCUUGUACCAUGAUGCUAUUUGGGAUUUUGGUGGGGACCAGCUAUUAGUCACCGGUGAAAACGCCACCGCAGGGAUAUUUGCUACUUACCCUUCAAAGCACUUGACCCCCGUCAAUGGAUUUUUUGACCAGUUCAUCGGCACAGCAGCCCUGCUCGUGUGCGUCUUGGCUAUCGUGGACCCCCACAACAACCCAGUCCCCAAAGGACUGGAGGCUUUCACCGUUGGCUUUGUCAUCUUGGUCAUUGGAACAUCCAUGGGCUUCAACUCUGGAUAUGCCGUCAACCCGGCUCGAGACUUUGGACCUCGUCUCUUCACUGCCAUUGCUGGCUGGGGCUCAGAGGUUUUCACGACUGGCAGGGGCUGGUGGUGGAUCCCCAUCGUGGCUCCUUUCCUCGGAGCCACGGCCGGCGUCCUGGUCUACCAGCUGAUGAUCGGUUGCCAUGACGAACCGCCUCAGCACCACCUUCACCAACACGAAUGCGACGAGGAGGAAGCCGUCAAGCUGUCCAAGGUGAAGCAGAGGGACAAUGUUUGAGGCUCCCUGCAGAAGCGCGACCACCCCUUGGUGUGCCAAUGGACUUUUUUUUGUUACAAAAACCAACCAAAAAACCAAAAAAUAAAUAAAUAAAUAAACAAAGGACUGAUAGAACCAAAAAGAAGAGAGCAAGAAGAGAACAAGACACACAGUUAGGAAUUUCUUCUCCCUACCCCCAUUCCCCCCCCCCACACUUUUCCUCUGCUUUCCCCAAUUGCUACGCCACCCUUGGUUCAUUUGCUUUGCAAAGUAUGCUGUAAGCUUGAGGAUUUGGGGCCUCACUCUGGCUACACUGGGGAAUAGCGUGUGUCACGGAAGUCAUUAAAGCGUUAAGGCCUUCGCAGCCUGAAUCCUACUUUUCCCAAGUACCAACAACUCCUAACCUCACUUUGGCAAGAUGCAUGCAAGCACAUAUUGAUGUGGGAACACCUUUCUAAAUAGUUUUGGGGCGACCAGGUGGGUUAGAGUUAGGAAGAGUAUUAUACCAAUGCUGCCUGUUCCUUCACGGGACAAAUCUCUGCAGGGCUGGUGUCACCUCCUGGCUGCCCAGGUGGGGUUAUGGGCCUUGCCUGGACAAUCUUUUCCUCAGAACAAGCUAUAGCAGAGGAAAGAUUUCACAGGCAGGAGUGAUUUCGAGCUCCUUUUAGCGAUGGGCACAAGAAACCACUGCCUGGAACGUCAACAGAAUAAAAAAGACGAGGGGUUGGGGGAACCUGAGGGAAAUGUUGGUUUUCAUAGGGUGCAAGAUUCAUUAGAGAGGCUCUUUGCUGCAUCAAGCUUUGUAAAUAUAAAAAUGUAAUGCCUUGUUAUGUUCUGUCACAGCGUCCGGGCUUUGAAAAAUGUGUGUGUGGUGUUAGAGAGAGCGAGAGAGAGCAUGUAAAUUGAGUUUUUACUUCAGGGUGU
Messenger RNA from Podarcis muralis (Common wall lizard), 1917 nucleotides. RefSeq names its product aquaporin-3. Gene Ontology annotation, molecular function: glycerol channel activity; water channel activity; urea transmembrane transporter activity. The record is from RefSeq and is a predicted model, not a curated record. Gene Ontology annotation, biological process: water transport; glycerol transmembrane transport. Gene Ontology annotation, cellular component: plasma membrane; basolateral plasma membrane. NCBI's taxonomy places the organism in Eukaryota, Metazoa, Chordata, Lepidosauria, Squamata, Lacertidae.